AAGGGAAAACCACGGCAGCCUUUCCUGCCCUCAACAAGUGAGGUGAGGGGCUGGGAGUCCCGGCUGGAACUACCCAAUGUAGCCUUUGGAGCUCCACUGCUGUUUGUGCCAGUAGAGAUGAAGUCUCACUAUAUUGCCCAGGCUGGUCUCCCAUGAACCCUUGAGCUCAAGUGAUCCUCCUGCCUUGGCCUCCCAAAGCGGUGGAAUUUUAGGCGUGAGCCACCAGGUCCAGCUGUCUACAACAUUUUUACAUGUUGGAAAAAGGAGGCCUCAUCCCAACCUUGAAAAGGUUAGAAACCAGUGCUUUUGACCUUGGUGGAAUGUUUCACAGGCACAUGGUUUAUACAGCUCAAAAUAACUUGGGACCUGUGAGCUGACAAAUGCUCUGGCUCCGGUGGUGACAGGUUGUCCAGCUUCUUACAGCCAUCUUCACUGAAACUAAGGUUAACUCCUCACUCUCUAUGGACGGCUACUCUCUAUUUCCAAGGGCGUGAAGAAUUUCCCUCUUCUCCUGUACUUUCAUCUAAAAGUUCUCCCUGGAUAAUUAUCAUUGCAGUGGAGUGCCUGGAUUGGACAUCCUCAUCUGGGUCAACUAAAAAAAGAAAGCAUGCAAGACGACAGCAUAGAAGCUUCUACUUCCAUAUCUCAGCUUCUAAGAGAGAGCUAUUUAGCUGAAACCAGACAUCGGGGAAACAAUGAGAGGAGUCGAGCGGAGCCCUCCUCCAACCCUUGCCAUUUCGGCAGUCCUUCUGGGGCCGCUGAAGGAGGCGGAGCCCAAGAUGACCUUCCAGAUCUUUCAGCCUUUCUGAGCCAAGAAGAAUUAGACGAAAGUGUCAAUUUGGCAAGACUGGCCAUCAAUUACGACCCUUUGGAGAAGGCAGAUGAAACUCAAGCUAGAAAACGACUUUCUCCUGAUCAGAUGAAACACUCACCUAAUUUAAGUUUUGAGCCUAACUUCUGCCAGGAUAACCCUCGAAGUCCCACCAGCUCUAAAGAAAGCCCCCAGGAGGCAAAAAGGCCACAGUAUUGUUCUGAAACCCAGUCCAAAAAAGUAUUUUUAAAUAAGGCUGCCGACUUCAUUGAAGAGCUAUCCUCCCUUUUCAAAUCCCACAGCUCCAAAAGGAUUAGACCUCGUGCCUGCAAAAACCACAAGAGUAAACUGGAAUCUCAAAACAAAGUUAUGCAGGAAAACAGCUCCAGUUUCUCAGAUCUGUCAGAAAGACGAGAAAGAUCUUCUGUUCCCAUCCCUAUCCCUGCGGAUACCAGGGAUAAUGAAGUGAAUCACGCCCUGGAACAGCAGGAAGCCAAGAGGCGUGAAGAGGAGCAGGCUGCCAGUGAGGCGGCUGGUGGAGACACUACACCAGGGUCUUCCCCUUCAUCUCUGUACUAUGAAGAACCUCUGGGGCAACCUCCCCGGUUCACUCAAAAGUUACGGAGCAGAGAAGUUCCAGAAGGAACUCGAGUACAGUUGGAUUGCAUAGUGGUAGGAAUUCCACCACCUCAAGUAAGGUGGUACUGUGAAGGCAAGGAGCUUGAAAAUUCCCCAGAUAUUCACAUCGUCCAGGCAGGAAAUCUGCACUCACUGACCAUUGCGGAAGCCUUUGAAGAGGACACAGGACGCUAUUCCUGCUUUGCUUCUAACAUCUAUGGGACAGAUUCGACUUCUGCUGAGAUUUAUAUAGAAGGGGUUUCUUCUUCUGACUCAGAAGGCGACCCUAACAAGGAAGAGAUGAAUCGAAUCCAGAAGCCAAAUGAGGUGUCAUCUCCUCCCACUACCUCUGCAGCCAUUCCUCCAGCAGUACCCCAAGCCCAGCAUUUGGUGGCCCAACCUCGUGUGGCAACCAUCCAGCAGUGUCAGAGCCCCACCAAUUACUUGCAGGGAUUGGAUGGAAAACCUAUCAUUGCAGCUCCUGUGUUUACAAAGAUGCUACAAAAUUUGUCAGCUUCUGAGGGUCAGCUGGUUGUCUUUGAAUGCAGAGUAAAAGGAGCUCCAUCUCCUAAGGUUGAGUGGUAUAGAGAAGGGACUUUAAUAGAAGAUUCUCCAGAUUUUAGGAUUUUACAGAAAAAACCUCGAUCCAUGGCAGAGCCAGAGGAGAUUUGCACCUUGGUCAUUGCUGAGGUGUUUGCAGAAGAUUCUGGGUGCUUCACAUGUACUGCAAGCAACAAAUACGGCACAGUGUCAAGCAUUGCACAGCUGCACGUGAGAGGAAAUGAGGACCUCAGCAACAACGGGUCUCUUCACUCAGCCAACUCCACCACCAACCUGGCAGCUAUUGAGCCACAGCCCUCCCCACCCCACUCAGAGCCUCCAUCUGUGGAACAACCCCCCAAACCCAAACUCGAGGGGGUUCUGGUGAACCACAAUGAGCCCCGGUCCAGCUCCAGGAUUGGGCUUCGUGUGCACUUCAACCUGCCUGAAGAUGACAAAGGAAGUGAAGCAUCCUCUGAGGCUGGUGUGGUGACCACCAGACAGACCAGGCCCGAUUCUUUCCAGGAGAGGUUCAACGGACAGGCAACAAAAACCCCAGAGCCUUCUUCCCCCGUGAAAGAGCCUCCUCCAGUUCUGGCCAAACCCAAACUUGAUUCCACUCAGUUACAACAGCUUCAUAACCAAGUCUUACUGGAACAACACCAGUUGCAAAACGCACCUCCUUCAUCUCCUAAGGAGUUUCCUUUCAACAUGACUGUUUUGAACUCCACUGCUCCCCCAGCGGUGACAAUAUCCAGUAAGCAGGUGAAGGCUCCUUCAUCACAGACGUUCAGCUUGGCCCGGCCGAAGUAUUUCUUCCCCUCCACGAACACCACCGCAGCAACUGUGGCCCCUUCCAGCUCUCCGGUGUUCACUUUGAGCAGCACUCCUCAAACUAUUCAGAGGACAGUGAGCAAAGAAAGCCUCUUAGUGUCUCACCCCUCUGUGCAAACCAAAUCUCCAGGAGGGCUUUCCAUCCAAAAUGAGCCACUCCCACCAGGCCCAACAGAACCAACACCGCCACCAUUCACAUUUUCCAUCCCCAGCGGAAACCAGUUUCAGCCCCGCUGUGUGUCCCCAAUUCCUGUCUCUCCUACCAGCCGGAUUCAGAACCCAGUGGCUUUCCUCAGCUCUGUUCUGCCUUCUCUCCCUGCCGUCCCACCCACAAAUGCCAUGGGGCUGCCUAGAAGUGCACCAUCCAUGCCAUCCCAGGGAUUAGCGAAGAAAAAUACAAAGUCUCCUCAACCAGUGAAUGAUGAUAACAUUCGUGAAACUAAGAACGCAGUGAUUCGAGACUUGGGGAAAAAAAUAACUUUCAGUGAUGUCAGACCAAACCAGCAGGAGUACAAAAUUUCAAGCUUUGAGCAGAGGCUGAUGAAUGAAAUAGAGUUUCGCUUGGAACGUACUCCUGUUGAUGAAUCAGAUGAUGAAAUUCAACAUGAUGAGAUCCCCACGGGCAAGUGUAUUGCUCCCAUCUUUGACAAGAGACUCAAGCACUUCCGGGUCACAGAAGGCUCUCCAGUCACAUUCACCUGCAAAAUUGUUGGGAUACCUGUUCCAAAGGUUUACUGGUUCAAAGAUGGGAAGCAGAUUUCUAAGAGAAAUGAGCACUGCAAAAUGAGGCGAGAAGGAGAUGGGACAUGCUCCCUGCACAUUGAAUCCACUACCAGUGAUGACGAUGGCAACUACACCAUCAUGGCAGCCAACCCCCAGGGGAGAAUCAGCUGUUCUGGCCACUUGAUGGUACAAAGUUUGCCCAUUCGCAGUCGGCUAACCUCUGCUGGUCAGUCUCACAGGGGAAGAUCCCGAGUGCAAGAAAGAGACAAAGAGCCCCUACAGGAACGCUUUUUCCGACCACAUUUCCUGCAGGCUCCUGGGGAUAUGGUAGCUCACGAGGGGCGCCUCUGUCGGCUGGACUGUAAGGUGAGUGGUUUACCGCCCCCGGAGCUGACAUGGCUACUCAAUGGCCAACCUGUGCUACCAGAUGCCUCCCACAAGAUGCUGGUCAGGGAGACCGGAGUCCACUCUCUGCUCAUUGACCCGCUCACUCAGCGCGACGCAGGGACCUAUAAGUGCAUCGCUACCAACAAAACCGGGCAGAAUUCUUUUAGUCUGGAGCUCUCUGUAGUAGCCAAAGAGGUGAAGAAAGCACCUGUGAUCCUGGAGAAACUACAGAACUGCGGUGUUCCCGAAGGCCACCCCGUGAGACUGGAGUGCCGCGUGAUAGGCAUGCCCCCACCUGUGUUCUACUGGAAGAAAGACAAUGAGACCAUCCCUUGCACCAGAGAGAGGAUCAGUAUGCACCAGGACACAACAGGGUAUGCCUGCCUUCUCAUUCAGCCAGCCAAGAAAUCAGACGCUGGAUGGUACACAUUGUCAGCCAAGAAUGAAGCUGGCAUCGUGUCGUGCACUGCCAGGCUGGAUAUAUACGCUCAGUGGCACCAUCAGAUCCCACCGCCCAUGUCUGUCCGGCCCAGUGGCAGUCGCUACGGAUCUCUCACCAGUAAAGGACUUGACAUAUUUUCUGCCUUUUCCUCCAUGGAAAGCACGAUGGUGUAUUCAUGCUCUUCUCGGAGUGUAGUGGAGAGUGAUGAACUUUAAGAAUGUCUAGGUGCCUGCUGUGUAAGAGAGCGGACUGUGGAGGGGGAAUGAGAACAAGCCAGACUUGGUGGUUUCCAAGCAACCGAAGUUGAGUAAGUUCCCACGCUGCUGGACCUGUGGCAAGGAGUGCUUUGAAUAAGUCAGCUAGGGAUUCUUGCAGUCUCAGCUGAGGGAGAAAGGUAGGGCUGUGCCUUCUAAAGAUUCCAACAGAGAUGUGAGAAGAUAAUACAGAUGAACCAAAGAUGUCACACAGUUGCCAUCCACUGCUUUGGGAAAAAACUAGCAUGCUCCCCUGCUCCCUGUUGUGUUAGGGAUGUUUAGACCAUACUAGGAGCAAUUAGGAGCCAUAUGCCUGGGCUGAGAGGAGUUAGGCAGUAGUGACCUUAGGAUAUGACUAACUCACCAAACAAUGCCAAGGAGAAAGGCGGACAGGUCACCAUCACCUUUCAUCGAUUACAUGUAUAGCAGUAGUUUUGGUGAAUUCACCAAAUCAGCUUCCACUUAGCAUUAGGAGGUCAUGCCAUACAACUCACGUAUGCGGGCAAACACUUUUGAUUUGCAUAUCCUGGGUGUACUGAGCCACAUAAUAAGGUGUCAAAAUGUGCUUGAGAUUCCAAAAACUUGCUGAAACACUUGAUAUUGCACAGUGCACUUAUUUUGUAGCCAAAACAUGGCCUUACCAGCUUGUCUGCACUAUUUUCUUUUGGGUGGUGACUGUUUUUUUCUGACUUUGCAUAUCCCUAGACACUAGAACUAAAGGAUUGGUAAUAAACCAAUCAGAAAGAAAUCCUCUGUGGGGUCACUUUAAAAACUACUAGCUUCAACUACCACUUAAAAAAUGUGCAAGAGUCAUCAUUUGCCCAUAAAAUACACCUCAUGGGCUCCUACCCCUUUCCCCAAAAGUCUGAAAGUGUAGGAGGAAGGAAGAGAUACAAACAAGGAGAGGAAAUGAUGGGAGAGUGUUGUUUUUGUCACUUGCCCCAGCAGAGCAGUGGUUUUGGAAGGAGAGGUCUUUAAUAGCUUUGAAAUGCUUUGAGAUCAUUGGUCAAAUUGCAUUUUCUAUGUAGAGAAUAUUCUGCUAGGUGGAAAAGUUGGGAGAAAGGGGAAUAUGCAUCUUUAUUCUAAUCACCAAUUCAAACCCUGCCUCUUAAGGAAUUUUUAGACUUAAGUUCACUGUGAUAUCCCUAGUACCUAGAAGAGUACCUAGCACAAAGUAGACAUUCAAUAAAUAUUUGCUGGAUGAAUGAAUCUUCUGUUAUUAUGUCUAUUAUAAGAUAGCCUAAUCUUAUAUUCUGCAGGAAUAUGCCACCCACACACCAGUCCAAACACUGCCCUGGGAAUGCUCAUCACAGCACAGUUUGCUCUAGACUGUGCAGGGAAAUGAAUUGCAGGUGUCUGUUAUCAAUUCCCUGUGCUGGAAUCUCUGGUGCUGUCUGUGCCAAGCACACUCAGCUGGCAUUGUAUUUGUGUGAACAGACAGUAACUGCUUAGAAAGGCUUGAAACUGUCUUCACUUCAAGGCAAGGAUUUCCAGCAUAAAAAUAAAUUCAUUCACUGGAGAAAUCAUUUGUAUGUCUACUCUGUAUGAGAUGCUGUGCUAGAUACUGCGGCAGAUAUAAAGAUAUGAAUAAGUCACAGUCCCUACCCUCAGGGAGCUCACAACCUAUUAGGGAAGGUAAUAUUUGAGGUGUGCAGAAUGCUGUCUCUUGAAGCAAAAUAGAAGUUUCUAGUGCUCUUCAUUCUAUUUUUUUAUAACUUUAAAAAUCUUUUCAAUCUUUAUUUCUUAAUGAAACAAAAUACCAUAGGUUACAUUCUCAAGCAAUAACUAUUUCAAUUAUUUAGCAGAAUUAUUAGAUUCUGUUUUUUAAUGUAUUCAGUAACAGCAGUAAAAUACAGGCAUCCUUAAUGGAAUAGAAUGCAUUUCAUAUGGAAUCCAGUGAAAUAUUGUUUCCAUAUUGACUUCUGAGAUCUCUUAUAAACAAAGAGCACUUUUUUCUUUCUUUCUUUCUUUCUUUUUUUUUAAUGGAGUCUCACUGUCACCCAGGCUUCAGUGCAGUGCCACGAUCUUGGCUCACUGCAAACUCCGCCUCCCAGGUUCCAGCGAUUCUCCUGCCUCAGCCUCCCAAGUAGCUAGGAUUACAGGCACACACCACCACGCCCGGCUAAUUUUGUGUUUUUUGUAGAGACAGGGUUUCGCCGUGUUGGCCAGGCUGGUCUCGAACUCCUGACCUCAAGUGAUCCACCCACCUCGGCCUCCCAAAGUGCUGGGAUUACAGGCAUAAACCACCGUGCCCAGCUUAAAGAGCACUUUCUAACUCCAGGACUGCUCCUAGAUUGUACACCAGACCUCCCCAUCACACCUACUUCUGUAAACCCUAGAUAGUUCUCCCAUGAAAUGAUGUUCUUCAUCUCUGUGUUUUAGCUUUCUGAACAGAGAACUAAGAUAAAUAUUACAUUUGGCAACUAGGUGGCGUUGUCUCACCCCAAAUAUUAACAGGCCUAAAAAUUACUGAAAUUUGAGCUAUUAAAUUAUGUUAAAGCAGGGUUUCCCAACCUCAAUACUACUGACACUUUGGACUGGAGAAUUCUUUGUUAUGGAGGACUGUCCUGUGCAUUGUAGAAUGUUUAGCAGCAUCCCUGGCCUCUAUACACUAGUUGUUCUUCCCCAAGUUGUGGCAGCCCAAAAUGUCUUCAGACAUGGCCAUAUGUUCCCUGAAAGGCAGAAUCCCCCUUUGUUGAGAACCACUGUGUCAAACAAAUCAAGGCCCUGCUUUAAGAAUUCCAUUAGAACUCAACCGAGCACAAUGACUGUAAUCCUGGCACUUUGGGAGGCUGAGGCAGGAGGAUGGCUUGAGCCCAAGAGUUCGAGGCCAGCCUAGGCAACAUAGUGAGACGCUAUCCCUACAAAAUAUUGACUUCAAAAAAGAAUCCAAUUAGAAUUCAAUUACAAUGAGGAAUAUUUGAAUAAAAAUUUUAGUUCCAUUGGAUGUUUGUUUUCAACAUAUCCAAAAUCAGAUUCAUCUUCCCUUUAUAAUCCAUUCCUCAAUCUAGUUUAAUGAUUUCUGUUAUUGGCACCAUCAACGUUCCUCAUAAUUCUAAUAAGAAACAUCCAGGUCAGUUUUUGCUUCCUCUACCCUAUCAAUGGACAAGUCCUGCUGAUUCUACUUCUAUCAUUCUUCUUAUAGUCAGGAGUUUCUUCCUUUCCCCUGCAGUGCUCCAGUUCAGACUUCCAUUACUUCCUUCACUUGCCCUCAAUAAUACUUCUUUUUUUUUUUUUUUUUUUUUUUUUGUGAGAUGGAGUCUUGCUCUGUCACCCAGCCUGGAGUGCAGUGGUACAGUCUUGGCUCGCUGCAACCUCUGCCUCCCAGGUUCAAGCGAUUCUCCUACCUCAGCCUCCCAAGUAGCUUGGAAUACAGACGCGAGCCAUCAUGCCCAACUAAUUUUUGUAUUUUUAGUAGAGACGGGGUUUCACCGUGUUGGCCAAGCUGGUCUUGAAUUCCUGACCACAAGUGAUCUGCCCGUCUUGGCCUCCCGAAGUGCUGGGAUUACAGGCAUGAGCCACCAGGUCCGGCCACUUGACCUCAAUACUACUGACUUCAACCAUAACAUACUCCUUCUGGUCUUCCUGCCUCUAGUCCUGCCAUUUCUUCCUACUCAAACCUAGCCCAGAUCUCAGCAGCAGAUCAUUCUUUGCAAAAUACUGCUCCAGUUAUAUUAAUAUUAUUUCCAAGUGUUCAAACCCCUAAUGGCUACCUGGAGCCAAUUCAGGUACCAGCUGACCUGCCCUGUGCUACCUAAUAUGAUCCCAAAGCUCUUCAUCCAUUACUCAGAAAACGUACCCAACACAGCAGCAAACCUCACACAGGCCCCUGCUUUUCAGCCACAUGCCUUUCUUCUGCCUCUGCCUGGAAGGCUCUCCUCAGUCUCCACCUACGGAAGUCUUAUCAGUUCCUUCAAGUCCAUCUCAAAUGCCAUUACCUCUGAUAUAUUUUAGGAUCUCCCACACUCCAACCAAAUAGAAUUCUACUUUCUUUGAAGCCUUAUACCAAGUUCCUUGAGUCUGGAGGAAGAAAAGAUUACUUUCUACGUGUUUUUUUGUUUGUUUCUUUGUUUUUGAGACAGAGUCUCACUCUGUUGCCCAGGCUGGCUUGCAGUGGUGUGAUCUCGUUCAUUGCAACCUCUGCCUCCUAGGGUUCAAGCAAUUCUCGUGCCUCAGCCUCCCGAGGUAGCUGGGAUUACAGGCACCCCCCACCAUGCCCAGCUAAUUUUUAUAAUUUUAGUAGAGAUAGGGUUUCACCAUGUUGGCCAAGCUGGUCUCGAACUCCUAACCUCAAGAAAUCCACCAGCCUCAGCCUCCCAAAGUGCUGGGAUUACAGGCGUGAGCCACUGCACCUGGCCUCUACAGUGCUUUGUACAGAACACAGCCUCUGUGUACCUGACUGCCCUCCCUCUUACACUAGCCCGCUCUUGCUUGCAUUAGGUUUUGGCUACUUGUUGGUACGGACUGUGUCAGGAGUUUGUUUUCAUGCCUUAUAUAGAGUAGUCACUCAAUAAAUAUUUAUCAACCUAAAUGGAAUUUUAAAUUGUAUACAAGUAGGUUUAUUUCUAUAUAAAGUGUAUUCAGUCUAAGCAGCGAUUGUUAACCUUGCCUGCACAUUAAAAGCUCCUGGGGAGCUUUUAAAAAAUCUCAACACCCAGGCCAUUUCUCAAAUCAACUGAAUCAGUAGCCCUGGGGUUGUGACACAGGCAUCAGUAUUUUUUAAAGCUUCCCAGGUGAUUCCGAUGAGCGACUAAGGUUGAGAAGAAUCAUUUUAUUACCAUGAUUAUCGUAGAACUUACCCGUAAAGGUCUGAAGGGAUGCAGAUGGCACAAAGCUGUAGUGCUGGAAUCCAUGAGGAAGGUACUGCCCCUGGUUACGCGUGCAGUAUGUGCCUGGAAAAUAGAAAUAAGCACACACAUUGGCUUUAUUAGACCCUACUAUUUUGUGCUACAUUUGUUAGACAUGCAGCAUUCAUGAAGCCCCCAAAGGAAGCUCAGAAACCUGCAAAAAAUGGAUCAAGGAAAGAAGGAAAGUUGAUGCAAUUUGCCUCGCCAUUUAUUUCAAAAAUGUGUGCAGAUUCCAUAAGCACCCUUCUCUCCAAGCAACUGAAGGGCUUUUCACAACUUAAUUAGUCAUGGCAUUGGGGAUCAGAGGGAAAAUGGAGAAAGAAAAUGCACCAUUUAAACCAAAACUGCCUUGUUGAGAUAGAUCACUCUUCACCAAACUAAGGGAUUACUCAGAAUUUCCAAAUAGCACAAGUGGUUUAAAUGCAUCCUUCUCUUUUUAUUCAUCACUUAACUUUUGUAGGCAUUCAAUAAGAAAACAUGGUCAAUAGACAAGCAGCAAGUAGACUUAGGGCCCUGAGGAACACGUACAAGGAAGAAUCAUUCCCAGAGGAGUCAAAAGAUGACUUUGGUAAGGGCAGUUUCACCUGGAUAAUCCUCAAAUGAUAAAUGGGUUGUGCUCCACAUAUUCAUUUGUAAAGUGGUUGUUUAAAACUGAGACUAUAUUUCCUUACACACAUAUCACCCAACGCUGGAUUCCCAAGUGAAUCCAGAAAAGCCCGUCUAAUUCAUGACUGAUUACAGCACAGAAAUACCUCCCUUUACUGCUUCUCACUUCACUGUACUUCACAGAUACUGCAGUUUUUACAAAUUGAAAGUCGGUGGCAACCCUGUGAGAACAUGUGCUCUCACUGCCUGUUUCUGUGUUGCAUUUUGGUAAUUCUGGCAACAAUUCAAAAUUUCAACAUUAUGAUAUAGUUAUGGUGAUCUGUGAUCAGGGGUCUUCGAUGUUGCUAUUGUAAUUGCUUUGGGGCACCAUGAACUGCACCCAUAGAAGGCGGCAAAUUCAAUCGCUACAUGUUGUGCGUGUUCUGACAGCUCUACCAACCGGCUGUUCCCACAUCUCUCUCCCUCUCCUUGGGCCUCCCUAGUCCCUGAGACAGCAAUAUUGAAAUUAGGACAAUUAAUAACCCUACAUUGGCCUCUAACUGUUCAAGUGAAAGAAAGAGUAGUACAUCUCUCACUUUAAAUCAAAAGCUAGAAAUGAUUGAGCUUUGAGAGGAAGACACGUCAAAAGCUGAGCUAGGCCACAAGCUAGGUCUCUUGUGCCUGUUAACCAAGUUGUGAAUGCAAAGGAAAAGUUCUUGAAGGAAAUAAGUGCUACUCCAGUGAACACAUAAAUGAUAAGAAAGCAAAACAGCCUUAUUGCUGAUAUGGAGAAAGUCUGAGUGGUCUGGAUAGAAGAUCAAACCAGUCACAACAUUCGCAUAAGCCAAAGCCUAGUCAGAGCAAGGUCCUAAUUCUCUUCAAUUCUGUGAAGGCUGAGCUAGGUGAGAAAGCUGCAGAAGAAAAGCUGAAAGUAAGGCUGGGCACGGUGGCUCACGCCUGUAAUCCCAGCACUUUGGGAGGCUGAGGCGGGUGGAUCACGAGGUCAGGAGAUCAAGACCAUCCUGGCUAACACGGUGAAACUGCAUCUCUACUAAAAAUACAAAAAAUUAGCCAGGCGUGGUGGCGGGUACCUGUAGUCCCAGCUACUCAGGAGGCUGAGCCAGGAGAAUGGCGUGAACCUGGGAGGCGGAGCUUGCAGUGAACCGAGAUCCUGCCACUGCACUCCAGCCUGGGUGACAGAGCGAGACUCCGUCGAAAAAAAAAAGAAAAGAAAAAAAAGAAAAGCUGGAAGCUAGCAGAGGUGGGUUCAUGAGGUUUAAUGAAAGAAGCCAUCUCCACAAUCUUAAAGUGCAAGGUGAAGCAGCAAGUGCUGAUGUAGAAGCUGCAAGUUAUCCAGAAGAUCUAGCUAAGAUCAUUGAUGAAGGUGGCUACACUAAACAACAGAUUUUCAAUGUAGAUGAAACAGCCUUGUAUUGAAAGAAGAUGCCAUCUGCGACUUUCCUAGUUAGAAAGGACAAGUCAAUGCCUGGCUUCUAAGCUUCAAAGGACAGGCCGACUCUCUCAUUAGGGGCUAAUGCCGCUGGUGACUUUAAGUUGAAACCAAUGCUCAUUUACCAUUCUGAAAAUCCUAGGGCCCUUAAGAAUUGUGCUAAAUCUACUUUGCCUGUGUUCUAUAAAUGGAACAACAAAGCCUGGUUGACAGCACAUCCGCUUACAGUGUGAUUGACUGAAUAUUGUAAGCCCACCAUUGAGACUCAGAAAAAAAGUUUCCUUUGAAAAUAUUACUGCUCAUUGACAAUGCACCUGGUCACCCAAGAGCUCUGAUGGACACGUACAAGAAGAUUAAUGUUGCUUUCAUGCCUGCUAAUACAACAUCCGUUCUUGAUCCAGCCCAUGGAUCAAGGGGUCAUUUCAACUCCCAAGUUUUAUUAUUUAAGAAACACAUUUCUUAAGGCCAUAGUUGCCAUAGACAGUGAUUCCUCAGAUGGAUCUGCGCAAAGUAAAUUGAAAAGCUUCUGGAAAGGAUUUACCAUUCUAGAUGCCAUUAAGAACAUUCAUGACUCAUGGAAGGUCAAAAUAUCAACAUGAACAGGAGUUUGGAAGAAUUCGAUUCCAACCCUCAUGGAUGACCAAGAGGUUCAAGACUUGAAUGGAACACGUCACUGCAGAUGUGAUGGAAAUAGCAAGAGAACUAGAAUUAGAAGUGGAGCCUGAAGAUGGGGCUGAAUUGCUGCCAUCUCAUGAUCAAACUUCAGCAGAUCAGAAGUUGCUUCUUAUGGCUGAGCAAAGAAAGUGGUUUCUUGAAAUGGAAACUACUCCUGGUGGAGAUGCUAUGAACAUUGUUGAAAUAACAAUAAACAAUUUAGAGUAAAACAUAACCUUUGUUGAUAAAGGAGCAGCAGGAUUUGAGAGGGUUGAUUCUAAUUUUGAAAGAAGUUCUACUGCGGGUGAAGUACUAUUAAACAGCAUUGCAUGCUGCAGAGAAAUCAUUAUGAAGGAAAAAGUCAAUCAAUGCAGCAAACUUCGCUGUUAUUUUAGGAAAUUGGCACAGCCACUGUAACAUUCAGCAACCACCACCCUGAUCAGUCAGCAGUCAUCAACAUCAAGACAAGACCCUCUGACAGCAAAAAGAUUAUGAGUCUGUGAAGGCUCAGAUUAUUGUUAGCAUUUUUUUUUAGCAGUAAAGUUUUUUUUGUUGGUUUGUUGUUGUUGUUGUUGUUGUUGUUGUUGUUGUUACAGAGUCUGGCUCUGUCGCCCAGGUUGGAGUGCCGUGGUGUCAUCUCUGCUCACUGCAACCUCUGCCUCCCAGGCUCAAGCCAUCCUCCCACCUCAGCCUCUCAAGUAGCUGGGACUACAGGCGCUCACCACAGUACCUAGCUAAUUUUUUUAAGUUUUUGUAGAGCCAGCGUCUCACUGUGUUGCCCAGGGCUGGUCUCAAACUCCUGGGCUCAAGCGAUCCGCCCACUUGGGCCUCUCAGAGUGCUGGGAUUACAGGUGUGAGCCACAGUGCCCUGUCAAAGUAUUCUUUAAUUAGGGUAUGUACAUUGUUUUUUAGACACAGUGCUAUUGCACACUUAAUAGACUACAGUAUAAACAUAACUUUUAUAUGCACUGGGAAAGCAAUAAAGUUAUGUGACUUGCUUUAUUGUCUGGAACAGAGCUCUCAGUAUCUCCGAGGCAUACCUGUACCUAUUACACUAGAUUGGGUUAUGGCCUCAAGGACAGGGAACCAGACAAAGCAGUGAAUAAGAGAAAAAAGACUACUUCCUCCUCCUUUUCGGUGCCUCUGAUGUGUCAAAGCCAGAGUGUCUAUGAUCCUUUCUGCAUCUAGCCUUCAUUCUUUGUUUUUCUUCCCAGGUGCCCUGUGCCCCAUGUUCUAUAAUCUCACUGCUCUAACUUGUCCCAUCUCAUCCCUUCCCCAAGGCCUGCCAGGGUGCUUCAUGCUCCACAAUGACCUAACUCCAGUUCCAUACAUCUUGGCUUGGUAUCCAGAAGAAACCAGUCCAGUUGAACAAAUUCUAAAUGCCUGAGAGUCUUUUAACUUCACAGAGGUGCUGAAUUUUUAAAACCAAUUGCUUUCUCCCUCCCAUCAACUUCUAUUUAAUAAAAUUGCUGAGAGAGUUUUUUUUAAAAAAAUCAAACUGUGAGGGGAAAUAGAGGGAACUGACUCAGACACCCGAACUGUUCCUGCCGAUCACAGCCUCUUCCUUUCUUCCUUCUCCUCCAUGUGCUCCCAAAGUACCUUCCAAGCUGGGACCUUGAGUUUAUGUGCAUAUGGGCUAUUAAUAAAUCGAUUGUAAACUCAAAACUGCCAGGGAAACCAUAAAUGUAGGCAAAUUUACUCAUAAUAGCCUUUAUUCAGGGUCCCUUCCAGGGUCCUUGGGUAACUUGCAUUAAAAAUAUUUCCACUAAUGGUUGAGUUGAAAGUCAACAUGCCUUACCGGUAAAUGAACAGUUACUUAGACUUCAAUAGAGUCAAAGUCCUUUUAAUCACUAAUAGCUUUUUCUUGUUUUAAGUGUAUCAAUAUUCCAGAAAGUUCAUUACUGAAGCAUUGUUUGAAGAAUGCCAAGCAUCUUCUAAACUUUGACAAUGCAGUGGUCAUCAGUAUGCUAAAAAGUUGCUAAUAUCAUGUUUUUAAAAAUCUGUGCAGUGCAAAAAAUUGCAUAUUUGCUAAAAAUAUGUUUGCCUCUUAUUUCUAAUUACAUUAGUUAGCAUACUUGGUAUUAUAGAACCAUAAACAAGCUGCCUUUGGUUAAUGUGUACUUAAUAGCCACUUCAAAUUCCAAAGAGAAAUAGCCUUGAACUUGCAAAAAAUAAAGAAAGAGCAUACUUUUCAAUCCUCUGAGAAUUGUGCCAUAAAUGCUGAGAGUAUUGAAAAUGGCUGCACUGCUAUAAACAUUAAUUUGCUAGAAGAUUUUAACGUAUAAGUGAAUAGAAACUGUUUCUCUAAUAAUAAAAAGUAAAAUAUUUCAACAUUAUUUGACAAUAGUAUUUUAAGGCUGAAAUAAAUGUACAUUUUUCUUUAAAAUGUAGAAAGUAAUUAUAGUUUCCAGGUUUAAAGAUUACUUUUUGAUAAUGAAUGAACCAAUUUUUUUUUUAUUUCUUAGAACUGAUAAGAGCAGAUACUACACUUGGUCUUAGCUAAAAGGCCAAGAAGCAAUUGGACCAAUUCUUCUUUCUUUCUUUCUUUCUUUUUUUUUUUUGAGAUGGUGUCUCACUGUAUUGCCUGGGCUGGAGUGCAGUGGUGUGAUCUCAGCUCACUGCAGACUCCACCUCCAGGGUUCAAGCGAUUCUCCUGCCUCAGCCUCCCGAAUUUUUAAAUGUACAAAUGUAUUUGAUUUUUUUUUUUUUUGAGACAGCGUCUCGCUGUAUUGCCCAGGCUGGAGUGCAGUGGCACAAUCUCGACUUAUUGCAACCUCUGCCUCCCGGGUUCAAGUGAUUCUCGUGCCUCAGCCUCCCAAGUAGCUGGGAUUACAGGCAUGUGCCACCACACCUGGCUAAUUUUUUUUGUAUUUUUGGUAGAGAUGGGGUUUUGCCAUGUUGGCCACGCUGGUCUCCAACUACUGACCUCAGGUGAUCCACCCACCUUGGCCUCCCAAAGUUCUGGGAUUACAGGUGUGAGCCACCGCCCUGGGCCUUAUUUGACAUUUAAAAGUAAUUUUAUAAAUGAUUCUUAUUUAUAUUGUAUAAAUUACUACAUGUAUUAUAACCUGGUUAAAAUAUCUCUGGAGCAACAGAAAGAUAACUGGAUUUUGGUUUUCAUUCUUAAACGCUUCUUAACUGAAAACAAAUACACAUUAAAAAAUGGGAUUUAAAGAUGGGCAAGCACAGUUUGGACUGGAAAUUCAUGGAGAUAUGAAUAUAGUCUUGUUACAAUAAGAGGUGUUUUUAUACUCACAAGAAACAUAAAUUAUUUGUAUAUAGCUAGCAUGGUAAAAGUAAUUGCUCAAUAUUCCAAAACUCCAAAAAAUCCAAUGUUUCUACACAGAUUCAAUGAGUUAUCAGCAAACAAGAGAUAGAUUCCUGUACUUUCCACAUGAUUACUGUUGUAAGAAUCCAGUGAAUGUAUACUAGUUUUGACUAUAGUUGUCACUGCCAAAAGAUGACUAAAUAUGUAUACAGUAUAAAAGUUUUACUGCAUGUUUUAAGGGCAGUAAAAAUCCUAAAAUAAUUCAAAUGAGAAAAUUUUAAUGCAACUAUAUUUUAACACAGUAUUGGUAAAAAAUGUUUCCAGUAUUUUGAUUUCAGAGACACCUCAUCCUCUUUUAUGAUUUUCACUUAGUUUUUGCAAUCAUUAGCAUUAAAUUUAUUGACCUAAUCUUCUCUUUUCAUUAUCUCCCUGUCCAGAUAAAAAUUUUUAGAAUAUUUAAUAGCAUUAGGAAAGCUUCCUAGUUUGUAAAUUCUUAGGUGAAUUCUAAGGAGGAUUUUAGUCAUUCAAAUGAGUUUAGAUAGAUUCUGUAAUAUUUUCAUAACUCUGGGAUCUCUGUCUCUUUAUUUGUAAAAUAAGCAAAGUACUGAGGUUUGCUGAGGAUGGAGGGUAGGAUAAAUGCAUAAAUAAAUAUUUAUGAAGCGUUUAGACAACCCCCCCAAAAGAGUGGUAGCAGUUUUUUAAAUAUAUAUUUUUAAAAAUGUCUUUAAUGUUUAAAAUAUUUUUCUCCAAAGUAAAUAGUUAACUUGUUUAAAAAGUUCACAUUACUGGCCGGGCGCGGCAGCUCACGCCUGCAAUCCCAGCACUUUAGGAGGCCGAGGCAGGCAGAUGAUGAGGUCAAGAAAUCGAGACCAUCCUGGCCAACAGGGCGAAACCCCAUCUCCACUAAAAAUACAAAAAUUAGCCAGGCGUGGUGGCGCGCGCCUGUAGUCCCAGCUACUUGGGAGGCUGGAGCAGGAGAAUCGCUUGACCCUGGAGGCGGAGGCUGCAGUGACCCGAGAUCCCACCACUGCACUCCAGCCUGGGCGACAGAGUGAGACUCCGUCUCAAAAAAAAAAAAAGAA
Molecule: messenger RNA, 16495 nt
Organism: Pan troglodytes (chimpanzee)
Lineage: Eukaryota; Metazoa; Chordata; Mammalia; Primates; Hominidae
Gene: MYPN
Product: myopalladin
Exons: 22
Coding region: 608-4570 (1320 amino acids)
Source: RefSeq, a predicted model, not a curated record